Messenger RNA from Physeter macrocephalus (sperm whale), 597 nucleotides. Its product is annotated as speriolin-like. NCBI's taxonomy places the organism in Eukaryota, Metazoa, Chordata, Mammalia, Artiodactyla, Physeteridae. The transcript has a single exon. The record is from RefSeq and is a predicted model, not a curated record.
AUGUCCCUCCUCAGCAGCUACGAGGGCCUGCGGUAGGAGAUCCAGCAGCUGGCACAGGAGAACCAAGAGCUGCGGCGGCUUGUGCAGCUCACCCCGGAGAACCAGGAGCUGAAGCUGGUGCUCGGGACCCGGGGCAGCAGCCUGAGCUUCUGCAGCUCCGGGCUCCUGGCCGAGGUGACAGCCAGCCCCCGCUUGCCCCGGCGCAGAACCGUCAAGUUCAAGGAUGCUGAAAGAGGUGCGUGGGCCAGGGCCGUGGGGGUCUCCUCAGGGACCCACAGGCUGCACUCACUGAGCCGUGCAGGACAGCGAAAAGUGGGAGAAACCCCUGCUCCCGUGGGGCCGUGUCCUGUCAGGUGCUGACAGGUGCUGUGGAGGAAGGGGCGAGGAAUGGAGCCGGGGGGCUCUUUUAGGGGUGCAGCAGGGAGAAGGUGACAUCUCUGAGAGAGUGACCUCAGAGCAGCGCUGGACUGAAGUGAGGGAGCCGUGAUGCUGCCCUUUAAUCCCCCAUCAUACAGAGGAUGAGGUGGCCAGAGGCCACCAGUCCCGUGGGGAGCCCUGCUGCAGCCUGGGUUGUGGCCCAGACCCUGUGCUCUCACA